Messenger RNA from Leguminivora glycinivorella, 2390 nucleotides. RefSeq names its product arylphorin subunit alpha-like. NCBI's taxonomy places the organism in Eukaryota, Metazoa, Arthropoda, Insecta, Lepidoptera, Tortricidae. The coding region runs from base 71 to 2197 and encodes 708 amino acids. The transcript is spliced from 5 exons. The record is from RefSeq and is a predicted model, not a curated record.
UGAGAUAAGGGAUUUCAGUAUAAAAGCGGUGCCGAAGUACAACCAGCAGAGUGGAAGAGGAAGGGGCAAGAUGAAGACGGUCCUGAUCUUAGCAGCUCUCGUGGCUUUGGCGGUCGCCGGGACCGUACCGCACAAAUACGAUGUGAAGCUUAAAUCUGUUGACGCCAAAUAUCUGGAGCGUCAAGACAAAAUCUACUCACUUUUGGAGAGCAUAGGACAAUACCGAAAGGAUGCAGGCUACUGGAAGAUUGGGUAUGAAUACGACGUCGAGGCUAACAUUGACAACUACACCAAUAAACAGGCGGUUGAAGAGUUUUUACAAUACUACAAGCGUGGAUUCAUGCCCAAAUACAAGACAUUUUCCGUAUUUUAUGAUGAAAUGAGAGAGGAGGCUUUGGUCCUCUUGAAGCUCUUCUUUUACGCCAAGGACUUUGAGACCUACUUCAAGACCGCAGCCUUCGCCCGCGUGCACUUCAACGAUGGCCAGUUCCUCUACGCCCUAUAUGGAACCAUUGAUUUGCACCCCGGUACCUACCAAAUGUUCCUGCCUGAUCCCUACGAGAUGUUCCCUCAAUACUUUGUUAACACCAAGACUUUCCUGAAGGCAUACCGCACUAAGAUGCAGAACGGAGACUUUGACCCCGCCUAUGCUGCCACUCACGGCAUCUAUCAUGAGAACGGGAAAUAUAUCUUCUACUCCAACUAUACUAGCCCGUGGCUGACUGGCAGCGAAGAGGACAAACUUUCCUACUUCACUGAGGAUAUUGGCAUGAACUCUUUUUACUACGUCAACCAAAUGCUCCUUCCGUUCUGGUGGUCGAGCCAGAAUAUCGAACAAAAUUACAGAUUCCAGGGCGACUGGUACUAUUACACCUACCGACAGCUGAUCGCUAAGUACUAUCUCAACCGCCUCAGCAGCGGGCUCGGUGAGAUCCCUGAAUUCUCGUGGUACAAGCCCAUCGAGACCGGCUACUACUGCCAGCUGUCUACCUAUUACCCUUUCUUCUCGAGGAAUGAUAACUAUGAAAUAAACAAGCCUGAGAAUGAAAAGUACAUUUCGUACCUCGACUCCUACGAAAAAACAUUCCUGUACUACUUGGAGCAGGGCAGCUUUAAGGCUAAUAACCAAGAUAUCGAUCUGCGUGAAGAAAAGGCUAUCAACUUUGUUGCUAAAUACUGGUUCACCUACUUUGACUUGAGGUAUACUACGCCCAAGAACUGUGAACGUUCCUACGAGAUGACCGGUCUUCGUCUCUUGGCUGGUACCCCUGAGCCCAGUGACAAGUACACCAUUUUCCCGAGUGCUUUGGAGCUGCCUCAGACCUCUUUGCGCGACCCCAUGUUCUACCAGUUCUACGCUCGCAUCCUGAACUAUUUCCAACAAUGGAAGGAGUAUAUGGAACCCUACAGCUAUACCCAGCUACAUUUCCACGGAGUCAAGAUCAACAAUGUUAAGAUUGACAAACUGGUGACCUUCUUCGAGCCCUAUGACUUUGAUAUCACCAACGAUAUCUUCCACAGCAUCGAAGAGUUCAAGGCUAACAAACCUUACGAGGGUAACACUUACGACGUCUAUACGGUCCGUCAACCUCGUCUGAAUCACCAACCCUUCACUGUCACUGUCGAUGUCAAGUCUGAAGUCAGCACUGACGCCGUGUUCAAGAUCUUCCUGGGUCCCAAGUACGACAGCAAUGGCUAUCCUCUUAGCAUUGAAGACAACUGGAUGAACUUCAUUGAACUGGACUGGUUCGUUCAUAAGCUGACUCCUGGACAGAACAAGAUUGAGCGCCGUUCGCUUGACUUUAUCCGGAACAAAGAGGACUCCAUCCCCACAGUUGAAAUCUUCAAGCUGUUUAAGCAAGGAAAGGUCCCAGUCGAUUUGUCUGAGAAAUACGUCUACCAGCCCCGAAGAAUGAUGUUGCCUAAGGGUACCAAGGGUGGCUUCCCCUUCCAGCUGUACGUCGUCGUCUACCCCUCAACACCUCUGCCUGAGUUUAUGGAAAAGUACAAGGCCUACUUCCCCGACGCGAAGCCCGUCCUCUACCCCUUCGACCGGCCCGUGUACGAGCCCUACUUCAAGCAGCCCAACAUCUACUGCGAGGAUGUGUUCAUCUAUCACAAGGGUGAAGACGUUGCCAACUUGUACAAUGUUAAGCAGUACUACCCCGGUUUCAAAAACCAGGUACCCAAACACUAAAAGAAAAGGAAAUGAAAUACAAUACAACACCUACUAUGAUGAUCCUACGGUCGUAUUUGAACAAAGCCUCAGCGACGCGACAUGGAUCCUACACCAACAAAAGUGACAUCCUUGUAUAAUAAAUUGUAAGAAUAACUUCAACAUACUUUAUAGCAUAAAUGAUGUGAAGAAUCAAAUAAACAAUAUUUUGAAU